Molecule: messenger RNA, 1192 nt
Organism: Cucurbitaria berberidis CBS 394.84
Lineage: Eukaryota; Fungi; Ascomycota; Dothideomycetes; Pleosporales; Cucurbitariaceae
Product: O-sialoglyco protein endopeptidase-like protein
Exons: 2
Coding region: 19-1077 (352 amino acids)
Biological process (GO): tRNA threonylcarbamoyladenosine modification
Cellular component (GO): EKC/KEOPS complex; cytoplasm
Source: RefSeq, a predicted model, not a curated record
CCUCCAAAUCACAGCACAAUGAUCGCCAUAGGCCUAGAAGGGAGCGCCAAUAAGAUAGGCAUAGGCGUAAUAUCCCAUCCAGGGCCCGACCAACCACCCCUCAUUCUCUCAAAUCUCCGACACACCUACAUUUCCCCGGCAGGCGAAGGCUUCCUCCCCAAAGACACAGCGAUACAUCACCGAGCAUGGGUAGUGCGGCUGAUAAAGCAAGCGGUGCGACAGGCUGGUGUCAAGAUUGAGGAUAUCGAUUGUAUAUGCUACACCAAAGGACCGGGGAUGGGCGCGCCAUUGCAGAGCGUUGCGCUGGCAGCGAGGACAAUCAGUUUGCUUUGGGGGAAGCCGAUAAUUGGUGUGAAUCAUUGCGUUGGACACAUCGAAAUGGGUCGCGCAAUAACCCACGCCACCAACCCCGUUGUCCUGUACGUCUCAGGCGGCAACACACAAGUAAUCGCGUACUCUGCGCAACGAUACCGUAUCUUCGGCGAGACCCUCGACAUUGCAAUAGGGAACUGUAUAGAUCGCUUCGCUAGGACACUUAUGAUACCGAAUGAUCCGUUUCCUGGGUAUAAUGUUGAGCAGUUGGCAAAGAAGGGGAAGAAUUUAGUGGAUCUGCCAUAUGGAGUUAAAGGUAUGGAUGCGAGCUUCUCGGGCAUUCUCGCAGCAGCCGACCUACUAGCAAGGGGGCUAGAUGAAAAGCUACCGCUUGAGAAACGAUUAGUGACGGAGGAGGGGGAGCUGGUCACGCGAGAAGAUAUGUGUUUCUCCCUGCAGGAGACUAUCUACGCCAUGCUCGUCGAGAUCACCGAGCGCGCCAUGGCACAUGUUGGGUCACAGCAAGUGCUCGUAGUAGGAGGUGUGGGUUCCAACGAAAGAUUACAGCAAAUGAUGGGCAUCAUGGCGAGAGACCGAGGAGGCAGUGUCUUUGCGACAGAUGAGCGGUUUUGCAUUGACAAUGGAAUCAUGAUUGCGCAUGCGGGGCUUUUGGAGUAUGGCACGGGCGUAGUGACGGGGCUGGCGGAUACAACGUGUACGCAGAGGUUUAGAACAGAUGAAGUGUUUGUGGGGUGGAGGGAUUGAGGGUGGUACGAGGGUGGUUUGUGAUGAAAAUGAGAUAAGAUACCCACUUCCAACGUUAAUCAAACUUGGAAUCGAUUUGAUAACAACAAUUGCUCCGCACCGCUUCUAAUUUGAG